Polychytrium aggregatum is the source of this 1565-nucleotide messenger RNA. RefSeq lists its product as uncharacterized. The record is from RefSeq and is a predicted model, not a curated record. Lineage: Eukaryota; Fungi; Chytridiomycota; Chytridiomycetes; Polychytriales. Bases 243 to 1565 code for a protein of 440 amino acids. Gene Ontology annotation, molecular function: protein binding. The transcript has 2 exons.
CCGCCGCAUCAUCCACGGCGAUCUCAAGGCCCUGAACAUUCUCCUGGACGGCUUGAACAACGCCGUCGUCACCGACUUUGGCAUGUCCCGCACCAAGCACACCUCUGCCUCGCUGGACCGCAACCGAUCCAUGGGCCCCACCGGCGGUACCGACGGUUACAUUGCACCCGAGAUGCUGGACGAUGAUGAUCCCAGUGGCACGACCAUGAAGACCGACGUCUACGCCUUCGCCAUCACCAUGUAUGAAGUCCUCAACGAUGCCAAACCCGUCUGGGUCACCAGCAACGGACAAGCAAUGCUCAGCCGCGCUAUCGAACGCAUUUCAUGCAACGGCAAGCGCCCCAAGCGUCUCGAUGGCAUCCCCGACGAUAUCUGGGCCCUCAUCGAGCUCUGCUGGCAACAAGAUCCCGCCGCCCGCCCUGCCUUCACCGAGAUCCUUGCCGUCCUCCAGCCAUACAACCGCUCCAGCCGCCGCCAAGUUCCCUUCCGUCAACCGGGUUGCCAGCCAUUUCACCACUCUCAGCGUGAACAACCAGCCCCCAUCCCAGUCCAGUCGUCCUGCCGAGCUCAAGUUUGACGGUAUCGAAUCGGCCACUCGUCUCCCUGCCUCCAUUAUCUCCCGCGCCAAGCAAGGUGAUCCCGAUGCCUGUCUCGAUGCUGCCAAGAUGGUCUCGGAGGGUCUCCCUGCACGCCACCAAGAUUGGAAGCUCGCCGCCCAGCUGUUCAAGGCCGCUGCCGACCGCGGCAGCCUCGAAGCAUCUUUCCAGCUGGCCUGGCUCGCGUUCCUGGGCGAGGGAAUGGCCAAGAACGACCGCAGCGCCUUCGACCACUGGCAAGAAGUCAGCACCAAGUCGGAUGACAAGGUCCUCAAGCCCAUCGCCACUCACAUGGUCGGUUGGAUGCAUUAUCUUGGCCGGGGCACUCAGCAGGACAUACAGAAGGGCACCAAGAUCAUCCGCGACAACAAAUCGGAUGAGUUCAAGCUGGGGGAAGACGAGUGUCUGGCAGCGCGAUGGAACGCCAUCAAGUCUGAUUCACCCGCAUCCUGCAAGUUCUUCGAGCUGUGCCAGUUGGGAUCGGAGCAAGAAUGGCUGUGCAGACACUUGAUGGCUGUGUGUGUGUUCCAUGGAUUCGGAACCAUAGAGGACGAGAAGCAGGCAGCAGGCACCUUUGAGCAGCUCGCCAACGAAGGCCACAGCGACAGCCAAUUGUGGAUUGGAGAGUGCUACUACGAUGACUGGGGAGUAUCUAGGGACUGGAGGAAGGCAUUCGGGUGGUUCAGCAAGUCUGCUGGCAAAGGCAAUUCGUAUGGGCAGUGGAGGGUUGGCCGCGGCUACCACCGUGGAUACGGAGUCACCAAGGACCACACCAAGGCAGUCGAGUGGCUCCGCAAGUCGGCCGGGCAAGGAAAUCGGUAUGGACAAGAUAUUCUCGGCUUCUGCUACCAUGAUGGGUAUGGUGUCCCCAAGAACAUCGACACCGCCAUCUUCUGGUACCGCAAGUCCGCCGACCAGGGAUGCGAUUGGGCCAUCGACAGUCUCAAGAAACUCGACCAGUGGCCCUGA